This is a messenger RNA of Tilletiaria anomala UBC 951, 1989 nucleotides long. Its product is annotated as MFS quinate transporter-like protein QutD. Bases 67 to 1905 code for a protein of 612 amino acids. Gene Ontology annotation, biological process: transmembrane transport; carbohydrate transport. NCBI's taxonomy places the organism in Eukaryota, Fungi, Basidiomycota, Exobasidiomycetes, Georgefischeriales, Tilletiariaceae. The record is from RefSeq and is a predicted model, not a curated record. Gene Ontology annotation, molecular function: carbohydrate:proton symporter activity. Gene Ontology annotation, cellular component: membrane. The transcript is spliced from 6 exons.
CAAGCUCAUUCUGGUCGAGGAGCACGCCCGCACAACGCCCCGUCCACCACCGCCGAGCGAAUCAGCAUGACCGUCACGAAACAGGGCGUCGACCUGCGCAACCAGGAGCCCUCCAUCGGCUACCUCCGUGGCGGGAUCCAAGAGGCGCGCGAGCACUGGCGCAUCUACCUCAAUGCCGUCUGCGCAGCCUUUGGUGGCCUCGCCUUUGGCUGGGACUCGGGGUUGAUUGGCGGUGUGCUCAAGUUCGACUCGUUCCAGCGCUCCUUUGGUCUCGACAAGGCUCAGGCAGACGGCCCCAUCGUCCUCGCCGCGCUCCAAUCCAACAUCGUCUCAGUGCUCAUCGCAGGCUGCUUCUUUGGUGCCGCCUCAGGCCUCUUCCUUCCGGAUCUCCUCGGUCGCAAGCGGGUCCUCCACGUCGCCUCGAUCAUCUUCCUCGUAGGAUCCAUCAUCCAAACCACCUCUGCGCUCCAUGGACAGACCCGCUCCACCGCUCUCGGACAGUUGUACGCAGGCCGCGCCAUUGGUGGCUUCGGCGUCGGCCUCACGUCCGCAACGUGUUCCACGUACAUUGCCGAGUGCGCUCCCAAGGCAAUCCGCGGCCGCGUCGGAGGCUUAUACCAGCUCUUGAACGUCACCGGCAUCUGUCUUGCCUAUUUCAUCAACUAUGGCAUCCAGAUCCAUACGCGCGACCAGUACGACCCAGCCAUGUGGCAGAAGAGCUUCGCCCUGCAGUGCAUCCCCGGUGUCCUGCUGUUCGUCGGCAUGCUCUUCCAACCCGAGUCGCCGCGCUGGCUCCUGACGCGUAGCCGGCGCGCCGAGGCCGAGAGCGCACUCUCACGCCUCCACCGCCUCCCCGUGGACCACCCAAAGGUACAGGGCAUCGUCAACGAGAUCCAGGCAGACCUCGACUCACGACCGCAUAUGAACAAGGCGCAGCUCUUCCGUGAGGUCAUCAGCGAUAAGCGCCUCUUCUACCGCACCGUCGGCAUCCAGAUGUCCAUUAUGACCAUCCAGCAGUGGACCGGUGCCAAUUCAGUCACCUACUACUCGCCGAUCAUCUUCCAAAGUCUCGGUAUCUCUGGCACCUCUGGCGGACUGCUGGCGACGGGGGUCUACGGCGUAGUCAAGAUCGUGACGACGGCGUUCUUCCUGAUGUUCGCCAUCGAGCAGAUUGGCCGCAAGUGGGCGCUAGUCAUCGGCGGCCUCGGCCAAGCGCUGUGCCUGAUCUACAUCGGUGCCUAUCUCAAAGUCGCCGGGCCCUCCACGUCGGCGUCGGCGACGCCCACCGCAGGCGGCUACGCAGCCAUCGUGCUAGUCUACGUCUACGUUACCUUUUUCGGCCUCGGCUGGAGCGGCACCUGCUGGAGCAUGUCUGCCGAAGUCGCCCCAAACCACCUCCGCGGCCUCGCCGUCUCCAUCGCUGCCAUGACACAGUGGCUUUUUAACUUUACUAUUGCCUACACCUUCACGCGCCUGCGCAUCACCACUGGCGGCUUUGGUGUCUUCUUCAUCUUUGCAACCGUCACGCUUUUCGGCGUUGCGUUUGCGACCUUUUUCCUGCCCGAACCGGCCGGGCUGACGCUUGAGACGAUGCACUACGCCUUCGAGGGCAACAUCAUUCGCCGCUCCAUCGCGGAUAUGAGCUUCGCCAAGCGCCGUCGCUUCCGCGAAGAACUCCUAGCGCGCGUCGGCGGCACCGCCGACAUCCCGCACGACGCCCGCGGCGGCGGGGGCGCGGACGUUGAGCAGGCCAUGCGCCAACGGCACUUACAGCACGGCCAGGACAGUGACAACGAUGACCUCGCGCGGCGCAGCACCAGUUCCGGCAAGAUGACUCCCGAGGAGAAGGAUCAUGCCAGCGCAGUUGGCGGGGUGCAGACGGCCACCCACGAUUUUUCGAAAUAGUCUAGUCUUUAGAAACGAGGGAACUUGUGAUGGGUUGUUCACGUUGUAUUUUUUUGGUCCCACGACAGCAUCAGACAUAUACCG